Messenger RNA from Chanos chanos (milkfish), 932 nucleotides. RefSeq names its product cytochrome b-c1 complex subunit Rieske, mitochondrial. Gene Ontology annotation, cellular component: membrane. The transcript is spliced from 2 exons. Gene Ontology annotation, molecular function: quinol-cytochrome-c reductase activity; 2 iron, 2 sulfur cluster binding. The record is from RefSeq and is a predicted model, not a curated record. Bases 52 to 852 code for a protein of 266 amino acids. Lineage: Eukaryota; Metazoa; Chordata; Actinopteri; Gonorynchiformes; Chanidae.
GUCGGUGUGACCCAACAUAAGCAGAAAGCGCAAAUCCCAGCAGGGCGAAAGAUGAUGUCUCUGGCCGCUCGUUCGGGGGCUUUGUCCCCUUACUUGCAGGCGACGAAUUUUAUUGUGACUGGGCCUCUAAAAGCUGUAAUGCCCGGUGCCGUAAGUAAAGGGGAUUUAUUGGUAAAUCAGAAGAAACCUUUCUUAAGCCUCGACUCAAAGAAAGGGCCUGGAAUUUCAGCUUACGUGAACGGCUACUUUGGAGCACGCCUUGCCCACACUGAUAUAAAGGUCCCUGACUUCUCUGACUACCGACGUCCCGAGGUGAUGGACCCUAAAAAGUCCUCUCAAGAAAGCAGUGAGGCAAGGAGGACAUUUUCCUACUUGAUUACAGGCUCUACGGCCGUGAUAGGAGUCUACACCGCCAAAACCGUAGUGACACAGUUCGUCUCCUCAAUGAGCGCUUCUGCUGAUGUCUUGGCCUUGUCCAAAAUUGAGAUCAAGCUGUCUGACAUCCCCGAAGGUAAGAACAUGACCUUCAAGUGGAGAGGCAAACCUCUUUUCGUCCGUCACAGAACGGAAAAAGAGAUCGCCGCUGAAGCCGCCGUGGAGCUGUCCGAGCUUCGGGACCCUCAGCACGACAAAGACCGCGUCGUUAAUCCGUCUUGGGUCAUUGUCAUUGGCGUGUGCACCCAUCUCGGCUGCGUCCCCAUCGCUAAUGCUGGUGACUAUGGAGGUUACUACUGCCCCUGUCACGGAUCCCAUUACGAUGCAUCAGGCAGAAUCAGAAAGGGACCCGCACCUAUGAACCUGGAGGUUCCCUAUUACGAGUUCCCUGACGACGAUACAGUCGUCGUGGGAUAAAACAGUAGUUAUAGACUUUCUCUCACUCUCCUAUUAAUAUGUGUGACUGGCCAAAUUUAAAUAUUAAUAAAUAUACUUUU